Molecule: messenger RNA, 2193 nt
Organism: Cyprinus carpio (common carp)
Lineage: Eukaryota; Metazoa; Chordata; Actinopteri; Cypriniformes; Cyprinidae
Product: specifically androgen-regulated gene protein-like
Source: RefSeq, a predicted model, not a curated record
CAGUAGUUGAACUCCUCCAAUGUGCAAUGCCAAAAAGUGACACCUGGCCCGGGGGCGUUUCCACUGAAUCUGUGUCUGGGAUGGACAGUGCAGGAAGCUAUGAUAGUGUGCUAAGCAUUAACUCCGGAUUUAGCGAUGACAGUCUGGAGCACCUUUCGGCUGAGGAGAGAGCCUGUCUCAUGUUCCUGGAGGAGACCAUUGAGUCUCUGGAGGUGGAAGAUGACAGCGGUUUGUCGAACGACGAGCCUGAUCACCCAACUAAUGGCCCGAAAGGAAACACUGCUCAGCAAACGUCCAUCUACCAGAACAGAUCUGAGGCCCAUGAGGAUCCAAACAAAGUGACUGGAAGAGAUCGUAAACCUUCUCAGAAGUACCUUGUGCCAACUCCAUUACUCCUUGCCAGUGGGAAUGCCAAGAUAGUCAGCAAACCAAUGGAAACAUCUCCCAAAGAAACACCUGUGGCUUUUAUUGAUGCACCUGAUGGGUUUAGAUCAAGCCCUGACCUUCAACAACCUAGAAGGACCUUUCCACAAGAAGCUACUUCAAAAGUAGCAACUUCCAAAAAAAGCACUGGAAAAUCAGUUGAUGUGGUGGACUUGCCACCUUCAUUCAUACCCAAACCUCCAGUUAAAACCAGUUUACCAAAUGACUCGAAAGCCAAAGAUGGUGCACCUAAGAGUUUGGAGGUCAAGUCUCAGCCGAAGCAGGAGAAAGCUUCCUCAGAGGUGCCGCUGGAAUUCAUUCCUCCACCCUCAGACUUCAUGGAUGAACCAGCGGAGAAGAUAAGCCUCGCUUAUUCGCCACCACCUCCGGUUUACAACAAACCACAUGAAAGGAUUCCCGAACUCCCUAAAACGGAGCCUGGUGGAUCCAUCAAGCCAACGGAGAUGACCAAAUCAGACCCAGAAUGCACAUCAAGUGGACCAUUUUCCCACAAUGUGGUUGAAAACCUAUGCAAGAAGGCCUCUUUGAAAAAAGCACCUCACUUGACGCCAUUAAUGGUUGCGAAACAGUCGGUGGUGGACAAACCACUGACGCCUUCGCCGUCUUCAGAACACAGUCCUGCUGCGCCAAAAGAGUACGGCGAUCCCAAAAGCCCACCGGCUGUGGCACCCAAACCCAAGAAGCUCCCAUCGAAUAUCAUCAUCAAAAGCCACAAGGAUCCGGGCACCACGCAUUCGUUUCUCCCUCAAACCGAACGUGCUCAGAUGGACCCUAAUAAAAUCCGAAUGGAGGCUUUGAAAAAAUUAGGCCUGCUGAAGAACGAAGAGAUUGAAACGGGCCACGGCGUGUCUCCAUCUCAUUCGCCAACGUUCAAAGCUAAAACUCGUCCUCAGUCGUUUUCUAACCCAAAAGAUCCCAUUCAGGAACUAUCCAGACUUUCCAAAACCCCCGUACCAGAUGACGUGCAUCUACUGGCAGACAGGCUAAAGCACCAAGAUGAAAAAAGGAGGGGAGAUUCACUGAAAAACCAACUGACAAGAUCCUACGAGAUCAAAACGGCAUCCCUGGAGCGCACAAGAUCUCGAAUGGCUGCUGACCCUGUGCCAAAGACGACAAACCCUGAAAGGACCCAAGUUGAGUUGUCUCCAGGUCAGUUACGAAAGAGCAGAGCUCGACCUUCUUCUGCAGGGAGCGCCAAGGACUUUGGCAUUGGCCAUCAGGUUGAAUAUUCAACCAAAUCACUCCAAGCUGGUGCAGUUCUGCCAGGAAACGACGGGCAAAAGUUGCCUCGCUCCGGAAUAAGCGUGAUGAUCUCUCCGCACGGUAAAAAUGGAGAGAACCGAAGGGAAGCCUUGAAGAAACUGGGAUUACUGAGGGACUAAUGGAUGGUGAUACUGCCAUUGCCUUUCAAUGUAUUCUGGGACAUUAGCAUUGAAAGGACGAAUGCUGAUGAUAUGGACUUUGACACCGUUUGUGUUGCUUUUGGUUUUUCGGCUGCGUUGUCGAAUUGCAUCUUUAGGUACCUGCUUAAGUAACUGACACAACAUAUGCACUUUCUUCUAAAUUUUUUUGGUAAGGCUAUGUCCACAUGAAUCCAGAUUAGUUUGAAAACAGCAUUUUCUUCCCUUUUAUCGUCACAAAAACUCACUGAGACAGUAUUGGGGUAACGCAUUACAAGUAACUCAAGUUACGUAAUCGGAUUACUUUUUUCAUGUAACUAGUGAAGUAACAAAUUGCUUCUAAAUUUAC